CGCAGAUGCUCCAUGGUUUUACAAUUAGAAGGUGAAAGGGCAAGGUAGUUAGGCUUUGACGGGGGCCUUGCCCGUGCCCUAGGGGCUUGUCGGUUGGAGGGGGUGGAGUUGGACUUGCUGUGGACCUCUACUGUCGGUGGGCCAUUCCUCCCUUCCUCCUGCGUCUGAUGCUCCCUUCUCUCUCUCUCUCUCUCUCUCUCUCUCUCUGCUGCUCCUUCACCAACUGCGCCCAAAAAGCCUGGAACUUUCUCAGCUCUUCUCCUCGUCUCUCCACCGAGUUCCUUGCAUCCAGUGAUCACUUAGCCCUCUAAAGCGGCAGUGGCAAUACCCAAUAAUAUUCCGGUGCGCCCCAUUUCACCCCUUCGGCAAGAACCGCUGGAGAAGCAGAUCGUUCAUGGCCGUCGCCGAAGCAGAGGCGACCACCGCCACGGAGCUGGCCCUCGCCGACACCGACAUUAACUGGGGCAGGUUAGACAAGACCAGGUUUCACAUCAUCGGGGCCAUUCUUUUCACAGCUCAAUCAGCCCUUUUGCAUCCCACGGCAGUCGUCAAGACCCGAAUGCAAGUGGCUGGUUCUGGCCUCUCCCACAUGCGUGGAUUCACCGUGUUUAGACAGAUUCUCAGGACCGAUGGAAUCCCGGGAGUCUUUAGAGGUUUCGGAACCUCUGCUAUCGGAUCGCUCCCUGGUCGUGUCUUGGCUCUGACAUCGCUAGAAGUAUCGAAAGACCUGAUGCUUAAGUACACUGAAGGUUUGGACAUGCCUGAAGCAACUCGUGUCGGGAUCGCAAAUGGAGUGGCCGGCAUGCUCUCGAAUUUAGUUUCGUGCGUGUACUUUGUGCCCCUAGAUGUGGUGUGCCAGAGACUAAUGGUACAGGGGCUACCAGGGACCACAUCCUGCAGAGGGCCCGUUGAUGUUGUUCGGAAAGUGAUGAAAGUGGAAGGGGUACGUGGUAUGUACAGGGGAUUUGGAUUAACUGCAGUUACCCAGUCUCCUGCUUCUGCACUUUGGUGGGGUGCUUAUGGUGCUGCUCAACACAUUAUAUGGAGGAGCUUGGGGUGUAGGGAUGAUAUAGAGAAGAAGCCAUCUCAUGUAGAGAUGGUAGCAGUUCAGGCUACUGCAGGAUUAGUUGCAGGAGCUUGUUCCUCGGUCAUCACCACUCCCAUAGACACAGUAAAGACUCGACUUCAGGUAAUGGAUAAUUAUGAAAUUGGAAGGCCGUCUGUCUUGAAGACAGCAAAAGCAUUGCUCAAAGAAGAUGGCUGGUGGGGUUUCUACAGGGGAUUCGGUCCUAGGUUCCUCAAUAUGUCACUUUAUGGAACUACAAUGAUCGUCACAUACGAAUUGAUAAAGCGAUUAUCGGUGAAGCAGCAGUGAAAGUUUUCGUGUUCGGUGAGGCAGGAAUUGUUUAGUUGAAUUGCUUCAGGUUAGAUUAGACAUAGAAGGGUCCUGCAAUUCUUGCAUUUUUUAGUGGACGGUGGAAGAAUUGUUCGGAAGGGCAGCUAUAGAUUAGGUUGGCUUAGUUUUGGGGAGGAUUUUCGAAUUGGAAGUUUUCUAUUUCCACAAUAGAUGGGAUAAGUUGCAAAUUUAUGCAUCUUUUUCCCAAAUUUUGUGACCCUCUUCUUCCUUUUGUUAUAGGUCAAAUGUCAUCAAUGGUGACAGUCUUCCAGAACUCUGUUUUUCUUAUUUUUCGAAUAUGCAUCCCAUUAAUUUGUUUCAUUUCA
Molecule: messenger RNA, 1722 nt
Organism: Punica granatum (pomegranate)
Lineage: Eukaryota; Viridiplantae; Streptophyta; Magnoliopsida; Myrtales; Lythraceae
Source: RefSeq, a predicted model, not a curated record